Molecule: messenger RNA, 3957 nt
Organism: Lepus europaeus (European hare)
Lineage: Eukaryota; Metazoa; Chordata; Mammalia; Lagomorpha; Leporidae
Gene: NOPCHAP1
Product: NOP protein chaperone 1
Exons: 4
Coding region: 35-592 (185 amino acids)
Biological process (GO): box C/D snoRNP assembly
Molecular function (GO): box C/D methylation guide snoRNP complex binding
Source: RefSeq, a predicted model, not a curated record
UUCGCUGUGGCCCCGUGCAAGGCCUGCCGCAGGCAUGGAGGUCCGAGGCGAGUCCCCCGCCAACCCGAGCUGUUCGUCGUCCACCCGGGACUGCUCAGGAGUCUCCGUGUCCAAGGAGCUGCUGACGGCAGGGAGCUACGGCCGCGGAGGUAUAUGGGAUAGAUUGCUCAUCAACUCCAAGCCUAAUCCCAGAAAGACGUCCACUCUUCAAACAGUUCGGAUAGAGAGGAGUCCCUUAUUGGAGCAAGUCCAGAGCUUUCUCCCGCAGAUGGCCCAGGCAAAUGAAAAGCUAAGAAAAGAAAUGGCAGCUGCACCACCUGGUCGUUUCAACAUUGAAAAUAUUGAUGGGACUCUGGGAAAAGUUAUACAAAUGGAUGUGGCCUUGUUUGAGAUGAAUCCGUUGGAUUCGAAGGAAGAGGACCAUUCGGGAGAGAGUUCGGGCGACAGUUCUGGGGAGAGUUCCUCCUCCGAGGGCGAGGAUGACAGCGGGCCUUGUGAAGUCACUGAAGAUAACAUUAAGCUUCCUAAUUCAGCAGAUGGAAAAGGCAAGAUUGAAGUUUUGGACAGUCCAGCAAGUAAAAAAAAGAAAUAGUGAAAUAAAUGAUGGGAAAAGAAACAGCUGAUAGAAGCCUGCAACAUCUGUGAAAAAGAAUGUGGGUCGCCGGCUGGUUUGGAUUCCAGAUAUCUACAGUGCUUGUGCAUUUUAUUCAUAUGGACAGAGUUUGCGCCAAGAACAGUUCGUGGGCAGAGAACUCCUUUCUGCAGCGUGGCCUGCGGCCCGGGGAAGUGAAGUGCAGACAUAACGUGAUCGGUUAGCCCUAGGUUCUUGCCUUAUUUGGUCAACGAUGUCAUCAGUUGGCUGCCUGUGAUUGGCCAGAGCUCAGCUGUUUGUCUGAAACCCAGCUCUUAGAAGAAUGUAGUCCUAAAGAAGGUGUAGGUGCUGAAGUAGUUGUGGUUUGUCACAUAGGGUCUCAAAGAAUGGGGACAGCCUCAGGCUGAUGGCCUCCUGUGUAUUUGAUGUCACGUACGUGUACGUGUUACCAAGUAUAUUUUGCUUCUCAGAGAACUCAAAGCUGACUCUGCAAGAGUUGAAAUAUAAUAGCAUUUGGGUUUCUUCCAGUGGUAGACUGAUUGUUGAUCCUGUCCUAAAGAGACACUGUGUUUAGAAAGCUUAACUGUGUGUGGUGACAAGUGCAUCUGUUGGCCUCUUUGUUCUUCAGCAUGGAGUUCAGAAAUACCGAAGUUAUUUUAAGGUAAAAAAACAAAUCACCAGUUUGUUUUUGUUUGAAAUUAUCCUUUUGGAUAAAAGAACCUAGUUUUUUAAGGUUAUUAUAAAGUCUAAUUUAUUUGUCACUAUCAAAAUGAGUUUAGUCAGAGAAGGUUUUUUAAGAGGAAAAAUGUUUUCACAAAUAAAUGAAUGACUUAUAUUUAGCCAUCCUCAGACAUAUCUAUCUUCCUUUCAAAAAAACAUUCCUUUCUUGUUUGAGCAGGAAAACUGACUCUCUGUGGUGUCAUCACAGCGGGUGACACAAAGCUCGGAGAGUUUACUGGCGGGGAAAAGUAGCUUUCUGUGUGUUUGCUUUCCAUAAAAUAAAGCUUUUUGGCUCAGCUGUUAAAACUGUUCCACACAGUUGCCCACAGUGUGACACCUCUCAAAUGUAGAAAAUAGAGACACCACAGGGAGAGCAGGAAGGCACAGUACAGGGAAAGGCAGUACUGCUUCCCCCUGCAGAACUCAGAAUGGUCCUGGCCAGCAUGGUCUGUCUGCCUCCUGGUUGAUCUUACUAAAGUUGGGAUCUCAGCUGCCAUGGGCCUGACUUCUGCCCAGGAAAGAGACCUGAGAAUGUCCAGCCGGUCUCUUACUCCGCAGAGCUGGAGGGACUUUGUCUCCCACUGUUUUUGGUUUCCAUGGAAUCCUGUUCUUUCCCACUCCUCGCAUUAGCCGCUGUGUGUUGUAAAAACGCUGAAGCGAACUCUCAAGGCCCUUCAUGAUCUUUCUUUUUGGAAAUUGGAGCCGGCUUUCUGGACCGUGCCUCAGAGCCUCGCUGCAAGUCUGAAGAAACAGGUGGUCUGGAAACAGGACUUCUCAGCUGGGAGGGCGUACUACACUUCCUAGUGCCAAACACACUUGGGAUGAGUUGGUGGUGUAACGACAUUCCAAGACUGUUCUGUGCUGGAUAUCACACUACGCUGUGUGAAGAGCUGAUUGUCUGUUUCAUUACGUAGCGUGCUUCCUGGGGCACACUAUGCACUGUAUAAUGGCAAUGAAGGAGUGAGUGAGUAUUUGAGGGUAUGCAGAACAUUUUAGGCCAUGGAAUACUGCUCCAGGUAGGGGAAUAUGAAGGUGGGAACUUCACAGAAAUACUGAAAUACCCAGUAGGAAGAGAGUGACUGAUCAGUGAAAGAGACUAGUCUACUGAAAAAUAGGUACUUUUAUGUCCAACUCUAAUUUUUUUUUUUUUAAAGAUUUGGAUUUUUUUUGACAGAGUUAGUGAGAGAGAGAGACAGAGAGAAAGGUCUUCCCUCAGUUGAUUCACCCUCAAAUGGCUGCUACAGCCGAUCCGAAGCCAGGAGCCAGGUGGUUCCUCCUGGUCUUCCGUGUGGUUGCAGGGCCCAAGCACUUGGGCCAUCCUCCACUGCACUCCCAGGCCGCCGCAGAGAGCUGGACUGGAAGAGGGGCAACCGGGACUAGACCCCAGUGCCCAUGUGGGAUGCCGGUGCUGCAGGUGGAGGAUUAACCAAGUGAGCCAUAGCGCCAGCCCCAACUCUUUCUCUCUUGCUCUGGCUAUCUUAACACAAUUAGACUUCCAUACAAUUAAGGGGGUCAACUAAAUUCAGGCUCUAAGAGAUACGGGAGAAAAAACGACAAACAAAAAUGUAAUAUGAUAAGAUUAUUUCUAGUGUAAAAUGAGUGAAUUGCUCAUAAUGUUAGAAUUGGCUAAUUAUUUCAGACACGAUUGAAUUCUCUUUUCACACCAUGUGUCAAGAAAAGCUACACAUCAUGAAUGAUUUGAAUGUAAAAAUUAAGUUAUGAAGGUUCUGUACUAAAAUAUGGGUUCAUAUUUAAUAUAGUUGGGAAAAAUUUUUUUUAAUUUAUAACAUUAAAGCUCAGAAUCACGAAGGAAAAGAGCAGAAGAUACACAAAAAUAUUAAAAACUAGUGAGUGGAAAGAAAUUUAAAAGGAAAGGGGAAAAUUAUUUGAAAUAUGAUGGAUGAGUGUCAUUAAUACAUAAUGGACUUACAAAUUAAAAAUGAUUCCUAACUCAGUAGUAAAAAGUGAUAGGACAUGGAACAGUAAUUCACAGAAAAAAUAAAGUUCAGCUCCUUUUAGCAGUAAAAUGCAGGUGAAAUCAAAGUUGAAUCCUUUACCUAUCAAACUGAUAAUUGAUGACAAGAGCUAGUCCUUGGGAGUCCUCUCUGUGUGUGUUAGUCACAAUUCUAAGUGUUUCACGUUGAUCAAUUACCACCACUCACACAAACUUUUGACGAGUUUUGUAUUUUUUGUAAAAAGCUGUCUGGUUUGGAAGCAGUUGGCCCUGCGGUCUGGGAAGUAAACCCCACUGAUUUCGGCGGUCUUCCCCUGGCUCAUGCAGACUGAUGCUUGGGGUGAGCUGGCGGCAGCCAUUUGAAACCUGUUCUCUUCUAACAUGGAGCGCCGUCUUUCUAUGGCUGGUGACAGCUGUAGAUGGAGAAAUUAGGUGUCAUGGUCUUCAAAGGAAAAAUUUCAUCCCGAAUGAAUCUCCAUCUGCUUCCGUAAUAUUUUCAUUACACAUCAAAUGUGGUGCCUACUUUGAAACUACCUUGCAGAAUAUUUGUGUCGUUGUGCCUGUACCCACUGCUGUCUAGGGAAGGCAAGAGAAGAGGCAGAGUCCCAUUUUCAUUGUUUUUCCCUCCGUGUCUAGCGUAGUGUCUUUCUGUUGCAAUAUUCAAUAAAUGGUCAUGAAUUUGAUUGCUUUA